CUUAAUAUUAAAUAUUGUAGUCAAUAAAUAUCACACUUCAGAAAAAUGAAUAAUCUGUGGAUAUAUACUGCGAUCGCAUUUGUUAUAAUCUCCAUCGAGAGUAAUGCCACAAAUACAUCGCUUAACGAGGUUGAGAUGACAGGAUUGUUAGGCCGUCCGGUGGGCCGUAAGACCAGUAUGUUGACGGCCGGAUACCACGGACCGGCACUAUUGCAAGACUUUCAGUUCCUGGAAGAGAUGGCACACUUCGAUAGGGAACGCAUACCCGAGCGGGUGGUUCACGCCAAAGGGAGCGGUGCUUUCGGUGUGUUUCGGGUGACGAACCCCGAUAUGAGGCGCUACACGAAAAUGGNUUUCCUGGAAGAGAUGGCACACUUCGAUAGGGAACGCAUACCCGAGCGGGUGGUUCACGCCAAAGGGAGCGGUGCUUUCGGUGUAUUUCGGGUGACGAACCCCGAUAUGAGGCGCUACACGAAAAUGGCACUCUUUGACAGACCCGGCAAAGAGACCGAAGUAGGCGUCAGGUUCUCGACGGUGGCCGGAGAACAGGGUUCGGCCGACACUGCGUUCGGUGACCCGCGAGGGUUUGCCGUCAAGUUCUACACCGAAGAGGGAAACUGGGAUUUAGUCGGGAAUAACGUCCCCAUGUUUUUCAUCCGAGACUCGCAACAGUUUCCGUCCGUAAUUCACGCCAAUAAACGCAAUCCUAUGACU
This is a messenger RNA of Oppiella nova, 714 nucleotides long. NCBI's taxonomy places the organism in Eukaryota, Metazoa, Arthropoda, Arachnida, Sarcoptiformes, Oppiidae. The record is from the annotation of a GenBank genome assembly.